Molecule: messenger RNA, 864 nt
Organism: Aspergillus clavatus NRRL 1
Lineage: Eukaryota; Fungi; Ascomycota; Eurotiomycetes; Eurotiales; Aspergillaceae
Product: cytochrome c1 heme lyase CYT2
Exons: 1
Coding region: 1-864 (287 amino acids)
Biological process (GO): cytochrome c-heme linkage
Cellular component (GO): mitochondrion
Molecular function (GO): holocytochrome-c synthase activity
Source: RefSeq, a predicted model, not a curated record
AUGGGCGCAGGUGCGAGUACGCCAUCCGCUCCUCCGGCUGAAGCCUCCGCCGCGGCAACAUGCCCCGUUGACCACAAGACCCGCGAGGUAUGGCUGCAACAACACAAGGCUUCUGGUGGAGCUCCCCAUCCUCUACCUACCGAAGACGAGACAGCGAAGACGAAAUUGCAGCGGCCUCUGUCCAGUGACCGUGAAGUCAGCACUAUACCACGAGCUUUCGAUACUUCUGCCGGAUCAUCGUCUGCCGAAGCUCCCGGCGCAUGCCCGUCGCCGUACGCGGCAUCCCAUGGUACCCCGUCCAAUGCCGAAGCCGAAACGGGCCAUGACAAGGCGUCAGGCAAUUGGAUUUAUCCAUCCGAGCGGCAAUUCUUCGAAGCAUUGCUGCGCAAAGGAAAUACCCCCGCAUCUACCAGCUCGGCUUCAGAAUUAGCAACCUCCGUUGCAUCGAUCAUCCCCAUACAUAACGCCGUCAACGAGCGUGCUUGGAAGCAAAUUGUUGAAUGGGAGAGUCAGGCACCAUCGUCCGAUCCGGGUAGCAAGAAAUGCGGAGGACCGAAAUUGUACUCUUUCCGCGGGCUGGGCGUGGAUCCUCAGUUUCUCAGCCCCCGUGCGCGGUUCAAUAGCUUGCUGGGCUACCAGAAACCCUUUGACCGACAUGAUUGGGUGGUGGAGAGAUGCGGCGGUGAGCGUGUUGAAUAUGUCAUUGACUUCUAUCAAGGAAAGUCAACAGGGGAAGAGCCCGGUGCAGCCGGGCUGGCGGCCAACGCGGGACCAGGAAAACUCAGCUUCUACCUGGAUGUACGGCCCAAGCUCAAUACCUUGGAAGGCUGGAGGCUGAGAUUCAAGCGGUUCACGGGAUUGUAG